This is a messenger RNA of Macadamia integrifolia, 2413 nucleotides long. RefSeq names its product 9-cis-epoxycarotenoid dioxygenase NCED1, chloroplastic-like. The transcript has a single exon. The coding region runs from base 145 to 2073 and encodes 642 amino acids. Gene Ontology annotation, cellular component: chloroplast stroma. The record is from RefSeq and is a predicted model, not a curated record. Gene Ontology annotation, biological process: carotene catabolic process. Gene Ontology annotation, molecular function: carotenoid dioxygenase activity. Lineage: Eukaryota; Viridiplantae; Streptophyta; Magnoliopsida; Proteales; Proteaceae.
CUUUCUCCUCAUAUUUCACCUCUCUCUACUUCCCUUCACUUACUCUUAAGAACUGCAGACACUAGCUAACAACACUCAAGCACAUAGACUCACUAUUACUUGAAGAGAGAUAGAAAGAAAGAAAAAGUUCGAAAACCCAAGAUCAUGGCAGCUUCUACAGCAACUUCUGCUUCUACCACAUGGGCUAAACCUUCAUCUUCAUCUUCAUCUUCAUCUUCUUCUUCUUCGUCUUCUUCUUCAUUCUGUGAUUUGGGCUACACUUCCAAGUCCAUCAACUUCAACAAGCCCAAUAAGAUAGCCCAUCUCCGGUGCUCUCUACAAACUCCUCCAGUCCUCCAUUUCCCAAAGCAAACACCUUCUCUUUACCAUCCAGCCACCAGUACUGCAUCCCCACCUCUCCCUAAACCCAAACCCAAGUCCAAACCCAAAGAAGCAGAAAGAGCAAGAGACCGUGAAAGAAACAGAGAUGGAAGAAGAAAAGAGUUGGAUUCCUUUAACUCUCAAGGUAAGGGUAAGCAGCAAUGUAACCUCUUCCAAAGGGUUGCAGCCAUGGCCUUGAAUGUAGUGGAAGGAGCCUUAGUUUCCAGCGAAAGCCAAAACCCACUUCCCAAAACAGCCGAUCCAGCAAUUCAAAUUGCCGGAAACUUCGCUCCCGUACCGGAACAUCCUGUCGAGCACCACCUCCCUGUCGCCGGCAAAAUUCCCGAUUGCAUUGACGGGGUUUACGUCAGGAACGGCGCCAAUCCCCUAUUUGAGCCCGUCGCAGGUCACCAUUUAUUCGAUGGGGACGGCAUGAUUCAUGCCGUAUCCAUCACUGGUGGCGCCGCCAACUAUGCCUGCCGAUUCACCGAAACACAGCGCCUCGUUCAGGAACGCUCUCUAGGCCGUCCUGUCUUCCCAAAAGCAAUUGGCGAACUCCAUGGCCACACCGGUAUAGCUCGCCUUCUCCUUUUCUACGCUCGUGGCCUCUUCGGCCUCGUCGACCACCACCACGGCACCGGAGUCGCCAACGCGGGCCUCGUCUAUUUCAACGGCCGACUCCUCGCGAUGUCAGAAGACGACCUUCCUUACCAAGUUCGCAUCACCCGCUCUGGCGACUUAAAAACCGUCGGCCGGUUUGAUUUCAAUGGUCAGCUCCAAUCUGCCAUGAUCGCCCACCCGAAGCUCGACCCUGUCUCUGGCGAACUCUUCGCUCUUAGCUACGAUGUCAUUCAAAAGCCAUAUCUCAAGUACUUCCGCUUCUCCCCAACCGGAAUCAAAUCUCCCGACGUCGAAAUCCCACUUGCGGAGCCUACCAUGAUGCACGAUUUCGCCAUUACUGAGAAUUUCGUGGUCAUCCCAGAUCAACAAGUGGUUUUCAAGUUGCCGGAAAUGAUUCGUGGCGGUUCGCCGGUGGUUUACGAUAAAAAGAAAACCGCCCGGUUCGGAAUCCUGGACAAGAACGCAGUUGACUCGUCAGGAAUCCGGUGGGUCGAAGUGCCCGAUUGCUUUUGUUUCCAUCUAUGGAACGCUUGGGAAGAACCAGAGACUAAUGAGGUGGUGGUGAUCGGUUCAUGCAUGACUCCACCCGAUUCGAUUUUCAACGAAUGCGAUGAAGGGCUCAAGAGUGUUCUGUCCGAGAUCCGGCUCGACCUCAAGACCGGGAAAUCAACUCGCCGGCCCAUCAUCGCCGGUUCCAAUUCCGAUCAAUUGAACCUGGAAGCAGGGAUGGUGAACCGUAAUCUUUUGGGGAGGAAAACCCAAUUCGCCUACCUCGCUAUUGCAGAGCCCUGGCCGAAGGUUUCCGGUAUCGCGAAGGUCGAUCUCUCGACCGGAGAAGUGAAGAAAUUCAUAUAUGGAGAUGGGAAAUACGGUGGAGAACCGUUCUUUGUGCCGAGAGAUGCAAAUUCAAAGAGAGAGGAUGAUGGGUAUAUAGUAGCAUUCAUGCAUGAUGAGAAGAAAUCCAAGUCAGAGCUUGUGAUCAUAAACGCCAUGAAUUUGGAGGUUGAAGCUUCAGUUAAGCUACCUUCAAGGGUCCCUUAUGGUUUCCAUGGAACGUUUAUCAAUUCCAAAGAUUUGCAGAAGCAAGCCUAGCUAGAUAGGCCAGCUAGCCAUGUGGUGAUGGUUUUACUGUUGUGGUAGAGGUGACAAAGGAGAGAUUGCCAGAGGGAAUGGAUUAGAGAUACUCCCCGGAGUCUGCCGUCUUUUUGCACCUUACCCAACCACCCACGGUUAGUUAAGUUAGUUAUUUAGUUAGUUAUUUUUCCUUUUUCUUGGGUGGGAGAGGUUUCGAGGAACCAGCUUGUAGCUUAUGGCUGUAGUUAGUAUUCGAGCUCAGCUGGUUUUUGUGUAUUUCCCUUUUCACUACUAUCCAUGCUCUUCUCUGUUCUUGUAAGUAGUGAAAAUUAUAAAAUGUUAUACAGAUACAAGACUA